Rhodotorula graminis WP1 is the source of this 1227-nucleotide messenger RNA. RefSeq lists its product as uncharacterized. The record is from RefSeq and is a predicted model, not a curated record. Gene Ontology annotation, cellular component: transcription preinitiation complex; nucleus. The transcript is spliced from 5 exons. The coding region runs from base 67 to 1143 and encodes 358 amino acids. Gene Ontology annotation, biological process: transcription initiation at RNA polymerase II promoter; transcription preinitiation complex assembly. Gene Ontology annotation, molecular function: TBP-class protein binding; RNA polymerase II general transcription initiation factor activity. Lineage: Eukaryota; Fungi; Basidiomycota; Microbotryomycetes; Sporidiobolales; Sporidiobolaceae.
GCUCCCUUACUGAGUCUACCAGUCCGGCCACUCGCCCUUGCUCUACCGACCCAGCGCGACUCGGCCAUGCAGCAGGCGUUCGCGCUCAAGGUCGACCCGGACGCCCCGACAAAGGACGAGCAGUUCCGCCAGGACCUCAACGUCCGCCUCGAGUGCCCUGACUGCAGGGACCAGGGCAACAUCCAGGAGGAGUUCUCGUCGGGCGACCUCGUGUGCGGCAACUGCGGCCUCGUUCUCGGCGACAAGAUUGUCGACACACGCUCAGAGUGGCGUUCGUUCGCCGACUCGGAAGGCGACGACCCGUCUCGAGUGGGAGGCCCCGCCGACCCGCUCCUCGACGCGUCCGACCAGUUGAGCACCGUCAUCUCGUUCAAGGACAACAACACGGGCGUCGCGCGCGCGCUCCAGAUGGCCGCCUCGCGCGUCGCAAAGGACGCCCAGGGCGGCACCGGCCGCGACCUCCAGGGCGCGUUUCGCGAGAUUGCCACCAUGUGCGAGGCCAUCUCGCUCCCCAAGAGCAUCAUCGACACGAGCAAGAUGCUCUUCAAGCGCGUCGACGAGGAAAAAGUCCUGCGCGGCAAGAGCGAGGCGGCCAUCAUUGCCGCGUGCAUCUUUAUCGCCUGCCGCCAAGGCCGUGUCGCGAGGACGUUCAAGGAGAUUGUCGCCCUCACCAACGUCUCGAAGAAGGAGAUUGCCGGCGCGUUCAAGAUGAUCGACAAGCUGUUCGACACGCACUCGCCUCACGGCGCCGCCUCGACCGACCUCGACAGCCUCAUCUCGCGCCUGUGCAACCACCUCGCGCUGUCGGUCCCUUUGCAGCGCGCGUGCGCCGCGGCGGGCCAGCGCGCCGUCGACGACGGCGUCCUCGCCGGCCGCAACCCGAUCACGAUCGCGAGCUCGUGCAUCCUGUUCGUGUCGGCGCUGUGGGGCCAGAGGGUCGACCCCAAGCGGAUCGCAGAGGUCGGCGGCGUGCAGGACUCGACGAUCCGCACUGGGUACCGGCUCCUCCUCACGGUUAAGGAGCGGAUCGCCGACGCCAAGUGGUUCGAGGAGGGCCGACCGCCCGAGCAGCGCGCCGACUGGAGCCGGGUCGCGCCUGCGCCCAAGCCGGCCAACGGCGCCGCCGUCGUCACACUCGACUGAGUGAGCUCUCUGGUCUCUCUCUGCCUCUCGCCUGUACUUGAUCCUCCCUCGCAAUGCAUGUUGUCGCUCGUUCGAGCGGGUCCG